Messenger RNA from Psammomys obesus (fat sand rat), 3015 nucleotides. RefSeq names its product growth differentiation factor 2 (gene Gdf2). The transcript has 2 exons. Gene Ontology annotation, molecular function: growth factor activity; cytokine activity. Bases 118 to 1407 code for a protein of 429 amino acids. The record is from RefSeq and is a predicted model, not a curated record. Gene Ontology annotation, cellular component: extracellular region. Lineage: Eukaryota; Metazoa; Chordata; Mammalia; Rodentia; Muridae. Gene Ontology annotation, biological process: SMAD protein signal transduction; BMP signaling pathway.
CCCGCCGCACUCCCUGCAGAAUAGUCAGGGGGACGAUGUGGGCCUGCUCCUCCUGGGCUCCUCGCUGCACCUAGUGGCACACCACCACAGCCCCACAGCCCCCCUUCAGGGCCCAAGAUGUCCCCUGGGGCCUUCCGGGUGGCCCUGCUCACGCUGUUCCUGCUGGUCUGUCUCGCACACCCGAAGCCGCUGCAGAGCUGGGGCCAGGCAUCCCCCGGGGGAAAGGACCGCAGCUCGCUGGGAUUGCCCGGAGGUGGCGAGCAGGGCGUUUUUGACCUGAAGAUGUUCCUAGAGAACAUGAAGGUGGAUUUCCUGCGAAGCCUUAACCUCAGCGGCAUUCCCUCCCAGGACAGAACCAGGGCGGAGCCGCCCCAGUACAUGAUCGACCUGUACAACAGAUACACUGCAGACAAGUCAGCCACGCCUGCCUCCAACAUCGUGCGGAGCUUCAGCGUGGAAGAUGCUAUAUCGACGGCUGCCACAGAGGACUCCCCCUUCCAGAAACACAUCCUGAUCUUCAACAUCUCCAUCCCUAGGCAUGAGCAGAUCACUAGGGCUGAGCUCCGUCUCUAUGUCUCCUGUCAAAAUCAUGUGGACUCCACCCAUGGGCUGGAAGGGAGCAUCGUCAUUUACGAUGUUCUGGAUGUAGAUGAGGCUUGGGAUGGCGCCUCGGGGACCAAGACCUUCUUGAUAUCUCAGAACAUUCAGGAUGAGGGCUGGGAGACCUUGGAAGUGUCGAGUGCCGUGAAGCGGUGGGUCAGGGCAGACUCCACGACCAACAAAAACAAGCUGGAGGUGAUGGUGACGAACCAUCGGAAAGGCUGCGACACACUGGAUAUCAGUGUCCCUCCAGGCUCCAAAAACCUGCCCUUCUUUGUCGUCUUCUCCAAUGACCGCAGCAACGGGACCAAGGAGACCAGACUGGAGCUGAAGGAGAUGAUUGGCCAUGAGCAGGAGACGGUGUUUGUAAGGACAUCCAAGAGUGGUUACCAGGAGGCAGGUGGGACCCACGAAGAGGAGGAGGGAGCAGAUGGCCGCACAGCUGUAGGACCGUUUUUAGCUAGAAGGAAGAGGAGCACUGGGGCCAGCAGCCACUGCCAGAAGACCUCUCUCAGGGUGAACUUCGAGGACAUCGGCUGGGACAGCUGGAUCAUCGCGCCCAAGGAGUAUGACGCCUACGAGUGUAAAGGAGGUUGCUUUUUCCCGCUGGCUGAUGACGUGACGCCCACAAAACACGCCAUCGUGCAGACCCUGGUGCAUCUCAAGUUCCCCACGAAGGUGGGCAAAGCCUGCUGCGUCCCGACCAAACUGAGCCCCAUCUCCAUCCUGUACAAGGAUGACAUGGGGGUCCCGACCCUCAAGUACCACUAUGAAGGAAUGAGUGUGGCGGAAUGUGGGUGCAGGUAGUCCUGGCGCGCCCAGCUUGGGGGUGCAGGAGAAGGAAGAGGUCCUGACAGGCCCUGCAUCCCCCUGGCCACGACAGGGGCUAAGCUGACAUGAACCCAUCCUGGAGAAGGAAAGAAGCCACUUGCCCCUCCUGUGUCCAGUGGGUUCCUCUGCUGAAUUGACAAUGACUGGGGUGUGACAGUCUGUGGGCAGAGGCCCUGGAAAGGUUGAUGGGUAGGGAGGAGGUGAUGGAAAGGAAAUUGGAGAAGAGAUGAUUUAGGGACAGCAGAAAUUCAAGGAGAAACCAGCCAAAGAUACAGGUGAUGGGCAGAGUCAGGGAAGUUACAGGGUCCAGGAAUGGGUCCAGGCUACCCAUUCCAGUACCGUCAGGAGUGAAGGAGGAAAUGGACUUGAACUGUCAUUUCAUGUUAUUUCCCACACCCCACCCGAGAUGUACACUGUGACCUCUGAUUUUCAGUUGUAGAAACCAAAACUCUGCCAGGCAAUUACUAUGACUCAGUGUUGGGAUUCUACCCUGAGUCUGUGGGGCUCUGAAGGCUGAGACCUUCCCAAGUGUCCCAGGCAGUUUAUCAGGUUAGAGUAUCCUGAGGGAGUCAAUAGAUGUGGAAAGCCUAGCAUGAGGCUAGGCAGGACUGGCCCAGGUUCAUUUCCACCAAUACAAAUAGGCUGCUUGCUGUGCUCCGGCACAGUCUGCUUGCUCCAUGCCCACUCUGUGGCCAUGUGAUUUCUAAUUGAAACACGCCUCCCCCCCAGUAAAUAUCUCCAAGCAAAUACAGAAUGGAGAGAAGCAGUUCGAGACCUCAGCCCUCGGGCACUCGCUGUGAUCUGAGCCACCUUGACCACUGGUGCAGUCCUCAUAUGUUUCAGGAGUCAGACAAGGCCCCUUGCAAUCCUUCGUUCCAAUCCCGUGUCCAGAAGGGCUGCCUACUGCGUGGGCCUCUGAAAUGAUCUACUCUGUCUGGCCAGCACCCCAGGCAGGUGCAUUCCUUGCCUAAGGACUCCACAGAGGACAGGCUGGGGUUCAACUUUGUUGGGAUUGAAUGUGCUCUUGGCCAACUAUGAAAUGUGUCUAUUUGCCUUCCUUAGUGACUAGGAGUCCAGCCUUCCUGGGUGAGCCUCCUGGCAUCUGAGGAGAGCUCUGUUCCUCACUUGCUGCCACUGACUCUGCCUACAGGUAUCAGCUCCCUUGAGUACUGUGUCCCCCAGGGAGGACAGCAUUUCCAUUCCUGUGCUUCAACUUCUCAUAUGACUCUCCCAGUGGCUCACAGGACUGCAUGGGGUGAGAGAGACAGCCCGAUGCCCUUAGGGCCCAGAAGGUCUUGGAGAGAUCUGGACAACUCUUAUUGAUUGACGCAUCCAUAUAACUUUUAAAAAUGGUCUGCUUUAAAUGUUUACAGGGAAUCAAUGAACAACUCUUAACACUAAACACAAUGGAGUGUUGUUUAAUUGGUUGAGCUGGAGAAAAGGUAAGUUUCUAACACAUGCCAGGCAGCAUGGCAUGGUAGCACCAUUCACAGAUGGGGGUGGGGGGUGACAUCUUCUCUGGGUCCUGGUGAUGUUUCUGUGUGUGAGAGAGAGUUUUACAUAGAAAUAAAGCCUAACACCUGG